UGAUCAAAAUUCAGAGGCUCGGCAACUGGCGUGUACUUACGCCGGUUGCAGUCUUCCUGUGUUUCCUCCUUGGCGACCUGACACGCCAAGUCAAUUUGGGGGGCGGGAGGGGGGAGCCAGAUUCAUUUAACAACCAUGCGAGCAACUUAUCAACUACAGUGAUUCACUUAGCAACGGUGGCCAGAUCGGUCGUAAAACACGGCGCUUAAAACUCCCUUAACCGAUAUUUCAUUUGGCCAUGUAAAUUUUGGACCGAGUUGUUAAGUCGAGAACUAACGGUAUUGGAUGUUUCCUCCCGCCCCCCCUCUACCAGCUGUUUAAAAACGGGCGCAGGUGUGCCGUUAAGGUCCGCUAUGCAAAUGAGGAAACGCCUUUUGAGGGCGGGGUUUUCCCCCUACACCUGGUUGGUUUCUACCUGGGAUCGGCCGGGAGGCUUUCAAAGAAAUGGCGAAACUGCAUUGCGCUCGGCUUCCUUAAAUCCCAUCGCGAUCCGUCUCCCGUGUGCUUCGAAAUCAUGCGUUGCGCUUCGGUGUCUCUCUCGGCUUGGUCCCCGGAAAUCCGUGCAGCCCCCAGACUCAAAAGUGUCGCUUUCUGAGUCCCACCCGAAUCACUGUGGCUUCGUCCGAUGUUUUGAUAAAAAAGAAAUCUGUUUACUGACGAAGGAGUUUGCGUCUUUUUCUUUGUUAAGGGUCACGAGUCUCCAAGUGAAUUGGGGAGGGGGGGGAGGUUUGGAAAAGAUGGGAUUACAUUACCUUUCUCUUUUGGCCAAUAUUCCGAUUAUCACCUUUUUUUAACAACCCCAUAAUCCCUUGCAGGGGGGAGUCUGGGCUCUUCAUUUUAUGAAUGAAGCCAGCAGAAUAUUUACUGGCCGGAUGCUCUGCUUGUUGCCAGUGCGGAGGUAUGAAAGCCACUUGGGUGGCAGGAACAAUGACCAGGAGACUGUGAGUUCUAGUCCCACCUUAGCCAUGAAAGCCAGCCUGGUGGACUUUGGAACAAUCGCCAGGAGGCGGGGAGUUCUAGUUCUGCCUUAGCCAUAGCUAAUGCUCCUUCCUCAUCUCCCCCUCAACAUCCACCUUGUGAGGUGGGCCGGGCGGAGAGGGACUGGCCCAAACUCCCUCAGCCAUGGGAUAACCGUGGUUUCUUUCUAUAAAGUGGAUUGAUGUCCUUGUAAUAGUCCCCAGGAUGACAGUUUAGGUAUUUCUCAGCUAACCAAAAUUUAAUCCAUCUUUCUUUUCAAGGAAGAAACCAUGGUUAUCCCGCCAGAUGGAAGCCGAGAAUAGAUCACAGUUAAGUUCACAUACUUCGUGGUAAACCUUUGUGAAUUAACUCUGGUUCGAAAUUCCCCGCAGCAAAUAUCCCCUGAAGAUCCAAAGGAGAGAGAGAGCCAAACCAGAGUAUUUUAAGGGUGAAAUCCUUCGGGAGAAUAAUUUUAUUGCAUAAGAACCUAAGAACGUGCCCACAAGAAGCGCCAGGAAAAUGAAAUGACCGCCGUUGAGACAGAAGAAGGACCUUUGAUCUGCGGAAACUUCUGAUGUUCUUCCACAGGGAGGAGGAACGGUGAAAUAAGAGGAAAAAAAACGUUUGCUGGUCUUACAGGAGGAGACUGAAACUUGGUGGUCUACCAGGGACACCUUCCCCAAGAGACCUUCUGGAAGGCCCCAGUGGCCACUGAUUGGUUCUCAAUAUGGAAUCAUCAAUUAUUUCUUCUCAACACGGGUCAAAGAGUGUCUGUCUUAACAAACCAGAGGCCCAUCAUUUGUACAGCUGUUUAUCUGACUCUUCCAAGUACUCCAGUUCCAUUUUGAACGUUCCCUUCAAGAUGGAUCUCAAGCUUUCAAGAUGGACCUCAAGCUUUCAAGAUGGACCUCAAGCUUUCAAGGUGCACCUCAAGAUUUCAAGGUGCACCUCAAGAUUUCAAGAUGGACCUCAAGGUUUCAAGAUGGAUCUCAAGCUUUCAAGAUGGACCUCAAGCUUUCAAGGUGCACCUCAAGCUUUCAAGAUGGACCUCAAGCUUUCAAGAUGGACCUCAAGCUCUCAAGGUGCACCUCAAGCUUUCAAGAUGGACCUCAAGCUUUCAAGGUGCACCUCAAGAUUUCAAGGUGCACCUCAAGAUUUCAAGAUGGACCUCAAGCUUUCAAGGUGCACCUCAAGCUUUCAAGGUACACCUCAAGCUUUCAAGAUGGAUUUCAAGAUGGAUCUCAAGAUUUCAAGAUGGACCUCAAGAUUUCAAGGUGCACCUCAAGAUUUCAAGGUGCACCUCAAGCUUUCAAGAUGGACCUCAAGCUCUCAAGGUGCACCUCAAGCUUUCAAGAUGGACCUCAAGAUUUCACGAUGCACCUCAAGUUUUCAAGAUGGACCUCAAACUCAAACUUUCAAGAGGCACCUCAAGAUUUAACGACGCACCUCGAGGUUUCGAGAUGCACCUUAACAUUUCAAGAUACAUUUCAAGGUUUCAAAUUUGUGAAGCUUUCCUACUGGGGGACCUCAACGAAAGCCUUCAAGUCUAAGGGAUCCUGGAAACAGCGCUGGUGUCUCCUCCACAGACGGUAGUACCAAGGGGCGUCACCGCUCCAUCAGCUGCAGCUCCUUUCAGCAAAAGUUCUCUAGAAGGCCGCGUCCUACUUGAAGGUCUUCUACAACAGUUAGGUGAGGGCACGCAAUAUUGCCUGGAAUCUCUCUUAUUGGUGGGAUGGAGGGGAGUCGUUCUUCUCUUGAAGGUCCCGGAGGGAGGACGCAUCCAGCUUUCUCCUGGCCUUGAUCGCAGGAAGACUUCGGAUCUUCUGGAUGGACUUGACACUGGUUUUGGGAACCUGGUCCUUGCUGAUUGCCCUGGAUUCGUUGACCUUGUUACAAACGGCCACCGUGCAUUUAUAGUCCUUCUGAAAUUCCUUCAGGAGUUCCAAAGCUUCCCGAUAUUCCCGCCAAUUCUCCUUUCUCCUCCGCAAGACGCACACUGAAGGGGCAGGGAAGCAAACCAUCAUCAGCCACCUUUUAACCCAGUUAGGUUUUUGCAAAACUACCCCCGCAUUCCCAAAGCAUGCACCGUGGGUGAUGCGGCUAUCGAAAAAAGCUAGUUUUUGUUGAUUAUUAGCCCAUUGGCCAGGGGUGAAAUGCGACCGGUUUGGCCCGGUUCACCCA
Molecule: messenger RNA, 3138 nt
Organism: Thamnophis elegans (Western terrestrial garter snake)
Lineage: Eukaryota; Metazoa; Chordata; Lepidosauria; Squamata; Natricidae
Exons: 2
Coding region: 1860-2507 (215 amino acids)
Source: RefSeq, a predicted model, not a curated record